UUCAAUUAAAGUUUGCGUUCAUGCGAACUGAAGUAUGUCUGGUGCUUCCAUUGUUGUUCGCUCCGGCAUUCGGUGGGGGAGGACACUCAAAAGCGAAGGAUUUACCAGGAUAUGAUGGAAAGCUUCCACACGAUCCAUUAGCUUCUUCUCCCUGUGCUGGCUAUACGGUUAAAAGGUCGUGCACCGGCGAAAACAGUGGUUAUCACUACUACAGGUCAUAUAGGUUUUGCCUAAAAAAUGACAAUGCACACUGCGGAAAUUAUCCAAAUGUUUUUCCAAGUUGCGAGGAAUGCUCUAAGAAGUGCAAUGUAAGUGUAUGCAGUGAAGAAUUAACACCGCCUCCAAUGGAAUUGCCGAAGAUCAGCCCAUUUGGACGAUGAUGUUGUCCUCCCGUAAAUAAAACACAGGUUUAUACAUCUACACUUUU
Messenger RNA from Dermacentor albipictus, 427 nucleotides. RefSeq lists its product as uncharacterized. NCBI's taxonomy places the organism in Eukaryota, Metazoa, Arthropoda, Arachnida, Ixodida, Ixodidae. The record is from RefSeq and is a predicted model, not a curated record. Gene Ontology annotation, molecular function: serine-type endopeptidase inhibitor activity.